AUGGCAUUGGGGCUGCUGAUCGCGGUGCCCCUGCUGCUGCAGGCGGCUCCCCCCGGCGCGGCUCACUACGAGAUGCUGGGCACCUGCCGCAUGAUCUGUGACCCGUACAGCGUCGCUCCCGCAGGGGGACCCGCGGGCGCCAAGGCUCCACCGCCGGGACCCAGCACCGCUGCCCUGGAAGUUAUGCAGGACCUCAGCGCCAACCCCCCGCCUCCCUUUAUCCAGGGACCAAAGGGUGAUCCAGGGCGACCAGGCAAGCCAGGGCCUCGGGGUCCCCCUGGAGAGCCAGGGCCGCCUGGGCCCAGGGGUCCCCCGGGGGAGAAGGGAGAUUCGGGGAGGCCGGGGCUACCCGGACUGCAGUUGACAACCAGCGCGGCCGGCGGCGUUGGAGUGGUGGGUGGCGGAGCCGGGGGUGGUGGCGACACGGAGGGCGAAGUGACCAGUGCGCUGAGCGCCGCCUUCAGCGGUCCCAAGAUCGCCUUCUACGUGGGACUCAAGAGCCCCCAUGAAGGCUACGAGGUGCUCAAGUUCGACGACGUGGUCACCAAUCUUGGCAAUCACUACGACCCCACCACGGGCAAGUUCAGCUGCCAGGUGCGGGGCAUCUACUUCUUCACUUACCACAUCCUCAUGCGUGGCGGCGAUGGGACCAGCAUGUGGGCGGAUCUCUGCAAAAACGGGCAGGUGCGCGCCAGCGCCAUAGCCCAGGACGCGGACCAGAAUUACGACUACGCCAGCAACAGCGUAGUACUGCACCUGGAUUCCGGCGAUGAAGUCUACGUGAAGUUGGACGGCGGGAAAGCUCAUGGGGGCAAUAACAACAAGUAUAGCACAUUCUCGGGCUUUCUCCUGUACCCAGAUUAG
Molecule: messenger RNA, 864 nt
Organism: Peromyscus eremicus (cactus mouse)
Lineage: Eukaryota; Metazoa; Chordata; Mammalia; Rodentia; Cricetidae
Gene: C1ql2
Product: complement C1q like 2
Exons: 2
Coding region: 1-864 (287 amino acids)
Molecular function (GO): protein binding
Source: RefSeq, a predicted model, not a curated record